Messenger RNA from Drosophila arizonae, 1620 nucleotides. It is a transcript of the gene TTLL15, whose product is annotated as tubulin tyrosine ligase-like 15. The record is from RefSeq and is a predicted model, not a curated record. Gene Ontology annotation, biological process: protein modification process. NCBI's taxonomy places the organism in Eukaryota, Metazoa, Arthropoda, Insecta, Diptera, Drosophilidae.
UACAAAUUGUGACUUAGGCGUUUUGUUUAAAUUUUGUUUCGGUUUUAAUUUAUUUUGCUUUUAGUGCGAUGAAGUCAAACUCAGAAUCGGAAGCUCCGGAAAAAUUGGACAAUGAAACUAAAUUAUCAGGCAACUGCACUAAAUUAUUAUCGCUAAAAACGAUACCAUUGGGAACCGUUAUGCUUUUCUUGGCGGCAACGGUAGGCACUGGAAUUCUUAUUGAACUAUUACCGCACUACGCCAAAAUAAUAAGUGAAAGAAACUCAUUCAAUGUCACAACGCAUAAGUCGCCUCAUGAGCGGUUCUACUCAAUUUAUAGCACUAGUCCCACGGAAGAGCACUUAGUGCACGUAGUUGAUGUCUUGAACCGUUUCGGUUAUAAAAGAGUUGAGUUAAACGAGAAUUGGGACUUGCUGUGGGCUCAUGACUAUCCGUUUCGCGUAUUUCCGCAUCUAAAGAAUCUUGAGGCGCAUCAAUUCGUCAAUCAUUUACCUGGCUGUGGUUACCUAACAAAUAAAGUUGACUUAUGUACUACGAAAUUACCUUUUUUGCCACGUGCGUUUCGCCUCCCAAGCCAGAGGGACGCAUUCUUGGAGUACGCAUCGGCGCAUCCGGAGGCACUGUUUGUCCAGAAGCACAACGAGCAUCGUCACAUUAAAGUUAGGUCAAUUAGUGACAUCGACUUGAACUCGAAUGAUUCGUUUGUCCAGGAGUUCAUUGAGAACCCAUUUUUAGUCGACGGUCAUAAAUUUGAUAUCGGUGUCUAUGUUGUGAUUACAUCUGUAAACCCGUUACGAGUUUACAUAUACCACGGCGAUGUUCUGUUCCGUUACUGUCCCGAAAAAUACUACCCAUUCGAUGCUGAAAUCGAGGACAAAUACGUUGUAGGAGACAACUAUUUACCUACCUGGGAAGUUCCGUCAUUACGCAAAUAUUAUAAUAGCUACGGUGGCAGUAUGCGUGCCUCUUUUGAAGCGUAUGUACGUGACCAAGCAAUGGACCCAUCUAAAAUAUGGCCACAAGUCGAAAACAUCAUUCGUACAACUAUUUUAAGUAAAGAAGAAGAUUUAAUUGAUUCACUUCGUAGAUAUAGGAGGCACAAUUUUUUCGAUUUAUUGCGUUUUGAUUUAUUCAUUGACGAGAACCUUGAAGUACACCUCAUGGAAGCCAAUAUGUCACCAAACCUUUCCUCUGCCCACUUCAAGCAAAACACACUACUGUACGAGCAAGUGCUUUAUAGUGUAUUCAAUCUGGUGGGAAUUCGUCCAGUGAGCCAAAUAGGAGAUAAUCGAAAUGCGGUCUCUGAAAUUAUAGCGGCUGAUAAAAAUUUAGCGACUGGCUUAAACAAAUGUGCAUAUAAUGACUGCGAUAAAUCAUGCAAUAAAGAAGAAUGUAGCCUAUGUCUACCCUGUAUAAGUGGAACAGAGUAUGAAUGGCUUCAGCGAGCGCAUGAUGAACACUUGCAUCGCGUUGACAUGAAGCGUAUUUUUCCCAAGCCAAUAAAUGACAUUCAAACAUUUGAUAUCGAUGCGGAAGCUAGAAAUUUGUCAAUCAAAAACGCUUGGAUAACACGCUGGUUUUUUAACAAAUGUCAAUAUGACCGGACGUGGUGUAUGUAAA